AAUGAAAGAAAAUUAGGGGGGGUUGGAAUGAAAGAAGCGGAGUUGAGAUCAGUUUGGAGUGUAAAAUCGAAGUUUGAAGUCUCCUUUUUCGGCUUGUCCUGGUCGGAGGUGCUCUGCUCCCCCAACCCAACCCAACCCAACCCAAGUUCUAUUUCAAUGAUCUUUCUUUCUUUCUUUCUUUACUUCGCCACAUCAAGUUGUUUGCUGAGUUAGUACAGUACACACUUUAUCCAUUAUUCAUUUCCCUUUCUGCAGCACGCCAAGCCACAGUCUCCUCCUCCCCAGCUCCCCUCCCCUCCCCUCCCCUUAAAAUGGCUUCUCUUUUAGCCGGCAGAAGCAGCAAAAGUAGCAGCCGCGGCAGAGGAAUGAAUGGCUGGAAAGAAGCAACUCACUUCCUUGCUUUUUUCCUUUCUUUCUUUUAACCCAGCACCUGUCUCUGAUUUCACCAUUGACCUCAUCUAGUUUGAUGCAUCAUUUGUGGCAAAAAUCUCCUUUUCAGUUGAAAAACUUUGCCAUACUCGGUGGAAAGAGAGAAGCUUUAGUAAUCUCAACUAUAAUACCUUGAUAGUGGAGUGGAGUGGCUUUGCAAGAUAAGAUUCCAAGUGGUGAAUAAUAAUUCUAAUGGAUUGGAAUCUCAAAACACCUUCCUGGGACUUCACCGAAUUCGCUCAAGACACGCUCCCCAACAUUGGUGGGGUCAGUGGAGUGUCGAGUAGCUUUGGGGGCAAUGACCCGAAGGGGGACUUUUCUGUCGAUUUGAAACUUGGGCAGGUGAGCAACCCAGGGAAUGAACCGGCAGCAGCAAAGUGGAAGGUCGGGAAUAUCGUCUCCAAGAAGGUCUCGUCGCCGCUUGGGUCGAUCAAGAGGCCUCGAGGCAACAACAAUGGUGCUCAGGUAGUCUCUUGCCUCGUUGAUGGCUGUUAUGCUGACCUCAGCAGCUGCAGAGAGUACCACAGGCGGCAUAAGGUGUGUGAGCUCCACUCUAAAACUCCGGAGGUCACAAUUGGUGGCCACAAGCAGAGAUUUUGUCAGCAGUGCAGCAGGUUCCAUUCCAUGGAGGAAUUCGACGAAGGGAAAAGAAGUUGCAGGAAGCGCCUGGAAGGACACAACCGAAGACGCCGGAAGCCUCAGCCUGAUCCCCUGAUCCGUCCUGUGAACUGCCUGUCGAAUUACCAAGGUACCCGCUUAUCACCCUUCUCUAAUUCGCAUGUAUAUCCUUCCGCUGCUUUGGGAGGGAACCCUGCUUGGGUUGGAGUGGACAAUCCAAGUAAUGCAGAAGGUGCCCUUUACAAUCAGCGCCACCAACAGAUGCCGUUCCUGGGGAUCCAGAGCCUACUUCCCGGGUCUUCCUCUGGCAUAUAUAGUGGGGGAGGGGGAAAACAAUUUGCACUCUUGCAAGGCCACCAAACAGCCCCAGAAACCUUAUCAGUUUCCCAGCCAUUCCAUCCUCGGGCGAUUGCCAUAUCAUCAGAGAGUGGAAGUGGGAGUAAUGGCAACAAUAACAUGUUCUGUGAUGGGUUAUUAACUCUGCAAGUCCGAGAUUCGGACUGUGCUCUCUCUCUUCUGUCAUCACCCCAGAUGCAGACACCAGGACUUGGUAUAGCGAAGCCCCUUGGCCCACCACCUCGACUCCUCGGUGGUAAUCUUAGUCAAGGUUUGGUGCCUGUGGACUCCGUUCUCGUCUCCAGCCAUGGUAACGAAACCAACAUUCAGUGCCAUGGAGGAAUAUUCAUGGGACAUAAUGGAUCGCCUGGGGAUGAUCAUGCCCCGCAGACUUUCCCCUUCCAGUGGGAUUAACUACGGCUUCUUCAACCAGUCUGUCUUGUUGAAGACUGAUUCUUGUUUGUCCAGAGCGCACCACAGGUUCAUUGAGGUGAUAUGGUGUGGUUAGAAGACAUAAUCUAUGGUUGUCGACCUCUCCAUCUGUCUCGACAACUUUCAAAUGGAGUCUUUUGUCAUUGGAAUUCCUUAUCGUUAUUUAUUUUUCUUUUACUUUUCAUAUUUUUUUAUUUAUAUUUAUAAAUUAUAAAUGUUCAUAGUCUUUCCAUUUAAGGAACUGGACGCAAAUCAUUCCAUGACUGAAGUAUAUACCUAUAUAUCACCGAGGUCUGGUGGCUUGUUGAUAAAAA
Messenger RNA from Punica granatum (pomegranate), 2129 nucleotides. Lineage: Eukaryota; Viridiplantae; Streptophyta; Magnoliopsida; Myrtales; Lythraceae. The record is from RefSeq and is a predicted model, not a curated record.